Rhizopus microsporus ATCC 52813 is the source of this 1227-nucleotide messenger RNA. Its product is annotated as SET domain-containing protein. Gene Ontology annotation, molecular function: protein binding. Bases 1 to 1227 code for a protein of 408 amino acids. The record is from RefSeq and is a predicted model, not a curated record. The transcript has a single exon. NCBI's taxonomy places the organism in Eukaryota, Fungi, Mucoromycota, Mucoromycetes, Mucorales, Rhizopodaceae.
AUGACAGACAAGAUCAUUCCUAGUGAAGAAGCACUUGUGGAGGCCAUUCAAAAGAUCAAGCUCGAGACACCUGAGGCCGGUAUCAAGAAAGUGACGACGCUUGUGCUUGAACAACAACCCAGCUGGCAAGUAUCAGAAAAGCGAGUGAAGAAGCAUAUGCAGCAGUGUGGACUCACCCAGACGACUCAGCCAGUCAAGAGUGGACUUGCUGACGACCCCUCUGUGCCAGUGUCAUAUAUCGAUCCUCGUUUGGACUUCAAGUCUGUGUCUGACUGUGUGCAGGCACGCAUGGUUGAUCCAGUCACAGGCAAGGGACUGUUUGCAGCACGCGAUAUCAAAAGGGACGAAAUAUUGUUUACAGAAGAACCCUUUGUGUACUUUCCACCCUGGGAACUCUUUGCCUUGGCUCGUUCUGGUAACGCCUGUGGUCUAUGCUGUAAGCCGAUCCUAUAUGCCAAUCGAUUGACACAACACUGCAAGUAUUGUGAUAUGUAUUACUGCAGCAAACAAUGUCGAUCCACUGCCUGGGAACAGUUUCACCAGUUAGAAUGUACUCGAUUAAAUCCAGCUGUGACAAAGUUGAUGAACUUUUGUGAGGGCGAAAAUUGGCAGGCACCUAUGGCGAUUGCUCGUAUCUAUGCUCGUAUGAUCUUGGCACACCAGCGAGACGAGUUGAAUGAGGUCUUGGGUCACCUCGAUGCCUUUGCGACUGUCAGUCAGGAAGAACGUCAGGCAAAAGAGACCGAGUGGAUCUUUAUGGAACAUCCCACACGCGAGCUCUGGGUCAAGGCACGCGAUUUCCUUUCCAAGGCGUACAAGGAACCACCAGCCAAGUGCAAGAUCACCAAAGCCCUGCCAGAUACACUCAAGGCUCAACUGUUUGAUGAUGAAAAGACAUUUUUGAAUUAUAUGGGUAAAUUCAACAUCAAUAAUCAAAAUGGUGGUCUCUAUCUAGUGCAUUCACAUAUCAAUCAUAACUGUUAUCCAAAUGUCAGUAUUGAUCAUCCUCAGGCCAAGUCACAGUACAAGAUUGCAGUGAGAGCGAUUAGAGAUAUCAAACAAGGAGAGCAACUGUAUGAGACAUAUGUAAAUCCAAGAUGGAAUAAGGAAACAAGACAGACCUACUUGGAUAAGUCAUAUUUAUUUAAAUGUCAAUGUGAUCGUUGCGAAAAGGAUUUACCAUUGACAGACGAUAUACGUAAAGGAUUAAGGUUAAGAGACGAAUAA